GCCGCCGACGACGAGGAGGAGUCCGUCGGCGCCGCCGUGUCGGAGAUCCGGCUCCUGUCGAAGCACGACCCCGAGACCCGCGCCCCGCUCGCCGACGCGGGCGCGAUCCCCCUCCUCGCCGCGCGCCUGCUCUCGGACUCGGCCGCCGCAUCGCACGAGGACGCCGCCGCGGCGCUCCUGAACCUCUCGAUCUCGGAGCGCGAGGCGGUCAUGUCGACGCCGGGGAUCCUGGACGCCUUCGGCGCCGCCCUCCGCCACCCGUCGUCGGCCGGCGCGGCCCAGCACGCCGCCGCCGCGCUCUACAGCCUCCUGGCCGUGGAGGCCUACCGCCCCAUCAUCGGGUCGAAGCGGCCGCUCCUCGCGUCCCUGGUCGGGCUCCUCCGCGCCCCCGGGGCCCCCACCCGCUCCAUCAAGGACGCGCUCAAGGCGCUCUUCGGCGUCGCGCUCUACCCGCUCAACCGCCCCGCGCUGGUCGAGCUCGGCGCCGUGCCCGCGCUCUUCUCGCUCGUGGUCAAGGUCGGGCGCGGCGGCCUGGUCGAGGACACCACCGCCGUCGUCGCGCAGGUCGCCGGGUGCGCCGAGAGCGUGGACGCCUUCCGCCGGGUGGCCGGGGUGCGGGUGCUCGUCGACCUGCUGGACCCCGCCACGGGGGCCACCGCCCGGACGCGCGAGAACGCCGCCGCCGCGCUGCUCAACCUCGUCAUGGCCGGCGGCGAGAAGGCCGCGGGGGACGUCCGGGAGGUCGAGGGCGCGGAGGACGUCGUGAGGGAGCUGGCGGACGGCGGCGGCGGCGGCGGCAGCGCGCGGGGGAAGGCCAAGGCCGAGGCGCUGCUCCGGGCGCUCGACGGCGCGCGCGACUGCGGGCGCCGCCGCCUCCUCGAUCUCUUCGACGAGUCCGAUUUCUUCUCGCGGCCGCGGACGACUUCCUCGUCGUCCACGUCGAUCUCGCAGUCGGAGGCUUCCAAGGCGUCAAAUUACUAAUGUCUAGCUAGCCGCCAUAGGGUUCCGCGGAUUGUGGCGCGGCAUCGCAGGGGAAAGCAGAGAUAUAUUUGGAGUCACUGAGGAGAAAGAAGUGGUAGGUUUGGAGAGAUCCGUAUGUGAUCGACGUGACUGUGACGAAAAAGGUGGUCGACGUCAACAAUGGAGGCAAAGGUGAUGUGGAGAUCGGGAUUCGUCUUCUCGAUGUCGGCAAUGUGAUCAAGAUGCAUAUGGAGUAAUAAUUCUAUUGCUAUUUCUUUCAUUACUAUUGUUAUAAUUUAUUUACUAAAAUUGUAAGUUUUGUUACAUUUGUACUUAUAU
Molecule: messenger RNA, 1299 nt
Organism: Ananas comosus (pineapple)
Lineage: Eukaryota; Viridiplantae; Streptophyta; Magnoliopsida; Poales; Bromeliaceae
Product: U-box domain-containing protein 1
Cellular component (GO): cytoplasm; nucleus
Molecular function (GO): protein binding
Source: RefSeq, a predicted model, not a curated record